This is a messenger RNA of Centropristis striata (black sea bass), 3027 nucleotides long. RefSeq names its product glycerophosphodiester phosphodiesterase 1 (gene gde1). Bases 528 to 1532 code for a protein of 334 amino acids. The record is from RefSeq and is a predicted model, not a curated record. Lineage: Eukaryota; Metazoa; Chordata; Actinopteri; Perciformes; Serranidae. Gene Ontology annotation, biological process: lipid metabolic process. The transcript has 6 exons. Gene Ontology annotation, molecular function: phosphoric diester hydrolase activity.
GACGUACACUCUCACCCGGAUGUACUCGUCAACGUCACGCGUUUUUUGUUUUUGUUUUUCGGCUUUGUUUUCUCGAGUGCCCCCUUCAGGGAAAGUUGUAAAUUCUAUUUGUAGCGCCAAUGAAUUGAGAUUUUAUUUUAUUUUAUUUUAUUAAAUCACUUGAACCCUAAACUUGUGAAUUUUGCUUUAAAAGUAUUUCGGCUUGCGGAAGCGACGCCGGCGGAGCUGUCAUAUCACAUCCGCCGCGGAGUGUAACUGACGGUAACUGAAAACAGUUCAGUUAGGAAGGUUUCAGGUUUUCUCUCAGUUUCAAUUUUUUUUUUUAUCUCGGUGUGAGUAGCUAAUGUUAUCAGGAUAGGUGGAGCAUGACCUUAUCUCAGACAGGGCGUUUGAAGAAAGUAAACAAAGCAGGACCGGUAGUUAGCGGUAGUUAACGUUCAGUUGACAGGCGGCUCAUUAACGUUAGCCAGCACGUGCUACUUUUUGUUCUUUGACACUUCAAGUCAGAAAGACAAAGGAGGACAACAAUGUUGCAGCUAGGAGACGAAGUCACACUGUACUCGGUCGUCUUCUUGGUGGUCCUGCUGGGGACACGGAGCCCGGUGUGGACAACCGCCCUCACCGCCUCGCUCUACCUCUUUCUGGCCAUGUUCCGGUUCCCCCAGGUACCGACCAGCCGAGCCCGGCAGGUGCUGCACCCAGCCAAGGGCGCGGUGGGCUCCGGCAGGGUGUCGGUUGUCGCUCACCGGGGCGGUGGGCACGACGCACCGGAGAACACCAUAGUCGCAAUCCGGGAGGCCAGUAAGAAUGGAGCAACAGGCGUGGAGCUUGACUUGGAGUUCUCAGCAGACGGCAUCCCAAUAUUGAUGCACGAUGAGACUGUGGACAGGACCACCAACGGGUCAGGACCACUCAGCCAGAUGAGCCUGUCCGAGCUUGGUAAACUGGAUGCAGCUGCAAAACAUCGUCUCAGGGACAAGUUUGCUGGAGAGAAGAUCCCAACUCUGGAGGAAGCCGUGGAGGAAUGCAUCAAACUGCAGCUCACCAUCUACUUUGACGUCAAAGGUCAUCCAGAUGAGGCAGCCGCAGCCCUUAAAGAAUUGUAUAAGAAACAUCCAGCCCUGUACAACAGCAGCAUCGUCUGCUCCUUUGAGCCCAAAGUCAUCUACAGGAUGAGGCAGCGCGACCCAGAAGUAGUCACAGCAUUAACUCACAGGCCGUGGAGCCUGAGUCGGUUCGGAGAUGGUGCCCCACGUUUCUCAGCGCUAUGGAAGCACCAUUGGAUGACACUGAUGGACAUGGUGUUGGACUGGGUGCACCACCACGUGCUGUGGAAGCUCUGUGGCAUCUCCGCCUUCCUUAUACAGAAGAACUUUGUCUCACCGGAGUAUGCCCAGUACUGGGCCCAGAGGGGGGUGGAGGUAGUGGCCUGGACGGUCAACACGAAAGUGGAGAAAAAUUACUACGAGGAGUUUCUGCAAGUCAACUACAUCACAGACAGCCUUGUGGAAGACUGCGACCCCCAUUACUGAGAAGCAUAUGAACCAAGCAGAGGACAUGUUCACAUAAAUACUCAUUUAAAAAGAUGAAAAUCCAUAUUAAAGGACCAUUUCACUGUGUACCUGUCACCCAUAAUGUGGCAUCAGGAAAGAGGACAUAAUGCCACUCUUUUUCCCAUGUACACUGACCGUCAUUGCGGUGAGUGUGUUUAUUUGAGGCCAUUAAACUGACCAGCCUGGGUGCCAUACUCAAUAACAAUAGGUGUUAAAUACAUUUAUAGAUGUUUUGGCAGUAAGUGUCUGCAAGAGAGCUUAAUCAAAUGUACUGUAUUCACCAACUCAGGACUGCAAUGAUUUUUUCCUCUGGUUACAAUGUCUUUCUUUAAAGAACUAUGGUAUAGUAUGAUAAACUGUCUGUGAUUUUUACUCUGUGAAUACCAUCAGUCUGAAGUAAACUACCUAGAAAUUAUUUUAUCACUCAUGAUAAAUGAAGACCUAUUAUAGCUAAACAGUUUAUAUAUUUGACAAAUGAACAUAUUGAACUGAAAUAAGUAGAUUGUAAGAUUUUAAAAAUGCAACAAUUCUCUAGGUGGUGCUAAUUUAUUGUCAUUCUGGUUCCUUAAAUGUCAUGAGAGAAAACUGUAAAGUCCAAGGCAUUCCUGCUUUGUACAUACACCAUACAUGAUCAUUAAUAUACAUUUUAGAAUUAACUAUAUUUUUCAGCAAUUACUUUUUCUGAAAAACACCAUUUGGUUUCAUGGUAGCCGACUCAGACUUCUGGACCAAAGUGCAUCUGCAGAGUGGAAACCAGUGACUUCAGUACAAUUUUAGCUUUCUUCUGUCAAAUCUGUCUCAUGUAACCACAAGCUUAUCCUCAUGUUAAGCUACAAGAUGAAAUAUAUGGGAAUGAGUAUUAGGAUGUGAAUGUGUGGGGAUUGCAUGAGGCUUUAAACUUGCAGUAGAUCUGCAGAAAUUCGUACUGAGAGAUGACAGCUGACAGCGAAUAUAACAAACUGACUUCAGAUGCAUCGGCAGCAACGCCUCACAUGCAGUGUAAAGGUCUAGUACACAAGACAUGACGGACAGUAAACAUAUUAUACAGAAAAGAACAGACGUGUAAUAGCAGGAGAAGUGCAGGUGUGAUGAAUAAUGAUGUCGAUGUUGCAUUUAGGUGAGCCAGCAGCGAACUGGAAAACCUAAAUGGAAUGCAGCCAUUAUUACUGUUAAUUACAUUAGCAUAAAUGAAAAGUAAAAUGUAAAAGACUUAUUUCACUGUUAGUCUUAAAAGUGGAAGAAAUAAAUCAUGUUGAUUUAAUUUCAUAUGAUCGAGUACUGUAUGUUUUUGUACUGAUGCAAAGUGAGCAGUUGGGAGGAAAUAUUUAUAUAAUGCAGGACAUCUAAUUUUGAAGUGAAAUUGUUGUUUGUUGUUUUUUUUCUUGCACCUCAGGACACUUGAGACCUGGGUACAUAAAAUGGGUCCCUAAAGAUCCGUUGUUUUAGCUGACAUUCUGCAGCCAAAACUAAUAAU